Messenger RNA from Aedes albopictus (Asian tiger mosquito), 1673 nucleotides. Its product is annotated as mucin-5AC. NCBI's taxonomy places the organism in Eukaryota, Metazoa, Arthropoda, Insecta, Diptera, Culicidae. The record is from RefSeq and is a predicted model, not a curated record. The coding region runs from base 402 to 1523 and encodes 373 amino acids. The transcript has 2 exons.
GCGGCUUAGUACCAAAGCGACAAUUGACCGGUAAAACCGUCCUGGGGUAUCAUCUCAAAUCACCUCCCGGGAGCUGCUGGUCAGGUGCACAGAAUCGUGCGUGUGUGUGGCCAUCAGUAGUGGGGUGGGAAGUAAAUCUGAUGUACCGCAAUACCGCGUGAAUACCAUACUUGUCCGGAAAGGGGCGAAGCAGAACUUGCGACGGAUUGUGAAGAUCAAGUGCUACAUGAGGUGAAAACUGAUCUUGCACGGCAGUUGCGAGAACAAAAAGCCUGUGAGAAACUCUAGCUGACCAAAGUGCUAAGGACAGAUCUAACAGGUCUGACAAAAGACGGCCGGCCACCCUUGGAUGGGCUGAAAGUGAAGCUUGACUUGCUGAAGCAAACGAGAUCAGUGUGACAAUGAACGUUGUAGGGCUCAUAACUUUUGCACUUGUUGCAUUUGUUCAAGCAGAGAAGUUCGAUGGAUAUUUUUACCCGAAACCCAGCUGUGGACUUCAGGAAGCACAAACUGUGUACGUAACACAAACAGUUACUGAUUACCAAGUACAAACCCAAACUCUACCAGGAGGGAUCCAGCAUGAUGAAAGAGUUGUAACACAGUACUCUUCGAUAUAUGUCACGUCUACAUAUACUCAAACAGCCCCAGUGUACCAGACCGUUACCCAUACAAAUACAUUCACAGUUCCUGCCCAAGUACAACCAGGACAAACAAUCUACCAAACGGUUACUUUACCACCAAUAGUUUCUACUUAUGUGUCAACUCAAAUUCAGGCCACUCCAGUAUACCAAACUGUGCGAGAUACCACUACUGUAACACUGCCACCUCAGGUUCUUCCUGCACAAACCGUUACUACAACUAUCCAGCAACCCCCAGUCAUCAGUACUUCAACAUUAGUAAGAACCGAAACCAUACCAGUAGUUUCCACCAUACGCGAUACCACUACUGUAUCUGCACCAGCUGUUACCCUUCCUCCCCAAAUCAUCUAUUCCACCAUUCAACAACCUGCCCAAUACAUCACCACAACUUCAUACUAUACGACGACUUCUCCAGUGAUUCAAACCGUUCAAACAACGAUCACCGCAGCCCCGAUUCAACUGCCAGGGCAAACCAUCUACACCACCGUUACUCAACCUCCACAGGUCAUCUACUCCACGGUUAAUCAACCAGUGCCAACUCCCGUCUAUCAAACAGUUACGGAGUAUAAAACCGUUCAAGCACCUGGCCAAGCUCCUGUAUACCAAACAAUCUACAGCACCGUGACCUUGCCAGGCCAAGUGCAUACCGUCGACAACGUGCUGACGAUGACCCUCCGGGAUGUCCAGUACAUUACUCAAACGGUGACCCAAACUCGGCCCGGUGUCCAACUCGAUGCCCAGACCGUAUACUCCACCGUUCAACUGCCAGCUGUCACGCAGACCUACUGCGGACCUCAGAAUACGUAUUUGCCUGCGGCGCAUGACAACGCCAUAGGUCGUGCAGGUUUUGGAGGUUUCAGCCCUCGAUUCAAUAGGUUCUUUUAACAAACGAAUAGAGAAUAAUUUCCUUAGGUAAAAUCGAAACAAAAACAACGAAAACUAAGUGCAAUUCAAUGGGAACUGGAAGCAUGUAAAUAUGUAAUUUUGCGCUAUUCUACAGGAUGCCAUAAAUUUCAAUUAAAUGUAUCGAAUCGA